AAGUUUCAUGUGUUCAUACCUCGAUUUACUUUGCAGGAACACCAGUGAAACAUUCUCAAGCAUGGGUCCAUCCACCCCAUCCUGGAGCACUGACAACACAACAAUGAAUGGAAGUUACUACACUGAAAACUUACUCUGUGACACCGUGGACAAAAUCUUCAAUAUUCUUACUGUUAUCAUUGCCGUGGUUGGGCUGGCAGGAAAUGCCAUAGUGCUGUGGCUUCUGGGCUUCCACAUGCACAGGAAUGCCUUCUCUGUCUAUGUGCUCAACCUGGCUGGGGCUGACUUCCUCUUUCUCUGCUUUCAGACUAUGUACUCCCUAGAGUAUAUACUUGCUUGGUUCCAUAACAUCUACUUGGAUAUUCCCAUCUCUCUCAUCAAUGUAUUAAUCUUUGCUUACCUUGCAGGUAUGUGUAUAAUUGCAGCCAUUAGUGUUGAGCGUUGUCUGUCCAUUUUGUGGCCCAUCUGGUAUCACUGCCAACAUCCAAGGCACACAUCAUCUGUCCUGUGUGCACUGCUCUGGGCCUUCUCUCUACUGUUAAGCCUCCUUUCAGGGGAUGGUUGUGGCUUACUAUUUAGGUAUUAUGACCAUUCUUCCUGUAGGACUUAUAAUUUUAUCACUGCUGCAUUUAUGACAGUAUUAUCUGUGGUUCCUUGUGGAUGCAACCUGGCUCUAUUGGUCAGGAUCUUCUGUGGCUCACAGAGGAUUCCUGUGACCAGGUUGUAUGUGACCAUUGCACUCACAGUGCUGGUCUUCUUACUCUUUGGUCUGCCCUUUGGUAUCAAUUGGUUCAUCUUAGAAUGGACUGUGGAUUUGAAAAUCAUUUUCCCUUGCAAUGUUUAUGAAAUGACAGCUUUCCUGUCCUGUGUUAACAGCUGUGCCAACCCCAUCAUUUACUUCCUUGUUGGUUCUAUUAGACAUCACAGGUUUCAGAGGCAGACUCUGAAGAUGCUUCUGGAGAGAGCCAUGCAGGACACUCCUGAGGAAGAAGGUAAAAAGAGGGCUUCUUCAGGAAAUCCUGGAGAUCAGGAAACAGUCUCGUGCAGUAGCUGA
Peromyscus maniculatus bairdii (prairie deer mouse) is the source of this 1054-nucleotide messenger RNA. The record is from RefSeq and is a predicted model, not a curated record. Lineage: Eukaryota; Metazoa; Chordata; Mammalia; Rodentia; Cricetidae.